Messenger RNA from Pimephales promelas (fathead minnow), 1826 nucleotides. RefSeq names its product F-box protein 28 (gene fbxo28). NCBI's taxonomy places the organism in Eukaryota, Metazoa, Chordata, Actinopteri, Cypriniformes, Leuciscidae. Gene Ontology annotation, molecular function: protein binding. The record is from RefSeq and is a predicted model, not a curated record. Gene Ontology annotation, biological process: protein polyubiquitination.
CCUGGAGCUCAGAGAAGAUGGCGGCUGUUGCAGUGAGCUCUGACGGAGGCGUCGCGUCGCUGGACUCGGACUCGCUGUCGCCGCGCGUUCCCUCUCCGCCACCGGACCAGCCGCACCAGAACAACGCGCUGCUGGGACUCCCGAUCGUGGCCAUCGACACCAUCCUCAACUUCCUCUCGUACGACGAGAUCAGUCUCCUGCGGCUGGUGUGCAAACGCAUGGAUGUGAUCUGUCAGCGCAUGCUCAAUCAAGGCUUCCUGAAGGUGGAGCGAUAUCACAGUCUGUGCCAGAAGCAGGUGAAGGCCCAGCUGCCCAGGAGGGAAUCUGAGCGCAGGAAUCACUCGCUGGCUCGGCACGCAGACAUCCUGGCGGCGGUGGAGACCCGCCUGUCCCUGCUCAACAUGACCUUCAUGAAAUACGUCGACUCCAACCUCUGCUGCUUCAUUCCUGGAAAGGUGAUCGAUGAGAUUUACCGUGUUUUGCGGUAUGUCAACUCCACGCGUGCGCCGCAGCGAGCGCACGAGGUGCUUCAGGAGCUGCGCGACAUCUCCUCCAUGGCCAUGGAGUAUUUCGAUGAGAAGAUCGUCCCCAUCCUGAAGAAGAGGCUUCCCGGUGCCGAUCUCUCCGGCCGCCUGAUCGGAUCCGCUCCGGUGGCCGGUCCCUCCACCUCUCUGACCACCAUGUCCCUGUUGGCCAAAAACACCCCGUCGCGGUCGGAGAUGACGAAGGUGCAGCAGCAGGUGAAGGUGAACGGGGCGUCGGUGGCGGCCCUGCGGCGGGAGAUGCAGGAGGUGCGCGUCAAGCAGCUGGAGCAGCAGAAGCAGCUGCAGGACCAGGAGCAGAAGCUGCAGGAGCAGUCGCAGGUGAUCGGGGAGCAGAACGCCCGGCUGGCCGAGCUGGAGCACAAGCUCAGGGAACUGAUGGACAGUGCGGUGGGCUCCACCUCCUCCUCCUCCGCCGCCGCUGCCCCAGCCGUGUCCUCUUCAUCCGGCGUGGGUCCGGUGUCGGCCGAGGGCGAGAGCGCCCUGUGUCUCAAACGCCCCCGCAAGUGCUCGGACCUCCCACGCCACUCCAAACGCCUGCGCAGCAAGAAAUAGAGGGUUUCGUCUGUACUUGUGUUUUUUCUUUUUUUGCUUCCUUAAAGCUAUAUACUUUUUUUUUUUUCCUCAACCUACGAUGACGCACGCGAGUAUGACGUGGAGAUGAAAAGCUCAUUGGGGGGGAGGGGGGUAUCUUUUUGUUUUAUCAGACACGUAUUACACUAAUAUGCGUUGACUUCUGUUUCUAAAGGUCGAGGAUUUGCCUUUAAUGUUUACCCAACCUUCAUGCCAACAUUGAGACAUUGCAAGAAGCUUUAGUCAAUCAACCGCAAGAACGUUUCGAGGAAAGGGUGAACCUGAAGAGACGGCCGUAGCUUCAACCAUAAAGUCAUUCGUUUAACUGUGUACGAAGUGAAGACUUUAGACCCCCUUCUUGAAAUGGAGAACGCGAGGUGCUCGACACCUGACUGCUAAGUUAUAUUGUUAUAUAAAUGGUAAAUAUCAGCUUGGUUCUGUGUUCUGAGAGGGAAGGACUUCCUCUGAGAUGUGCCUGGACGUGUGAGCGAGUCGUGGUCUUGCAGACGUCUGCAGCUGUAGCAUACAUGAGUAUAUUGUUUGUCUGAAGAUCGUCCAUCACUGAGAAUGGUGUCUUGUAGGUGUCAAUGCCAUGUUGUACCUGCCACUGUUUGUAGGUGUAUAAUUUACUGCAAAUAGAUCUGUGUCAGUGCAAUAAAAAUUGUGGAAAGCCUUGUUACUAGGAAAGUAAAUGAUUGAUGUUCAAGUUCG